This is a messenger RNA of Amphibalanus amphitrite, 3940 nucleotides long. RefSeq names its product zinc finger and BTB domain-containing protein 17-like. NCBI's taxonomy places the organism in Eukaryota, Metazoa, Arthropoda, Thecostraca, Balanomorpha, Balanidae. The transcript is spliced from 6 exons. Gene Ontology annotation, biological process: regulation of transcription by RNA polymerase II. The record is from RefSeq and is a predicted model, not a curated record. Gene Ontology annotation, cellular component: nucleus. The coding region runs from base 306 to 2954 and encodes 882 amino acids. Gene Ontology annotation, molecular function: RNA polymerase II transcription regulatory region sequence-specific DNA binding; DNA-binding transcription factor activity, RNA polymerase II-specific.
AUUUGAAGAAAGUAGCUCAAAAAUCAAAACAAAUAAAACAAAUAAUACGGUUAGAUCCGGAGGAUUCUGAGGUUGUCGGUCGCUUGCUGUAAAUUUUUGCGCAUUUUAGUUUCAGGUUUUCAAAUUUAUUAGACAUUUCGAUCGUAUAGGCAUAACAGCAUGGCGGAUAACAUCACAACCUGUGCAAGGGCUUGACGAGGAAACAAGGCCCUAUAUAGAACGAGGAAAAGAAUACCGAAAGCAGGUCAAGCCUCCGGAGCCACGCCUAUGUGAAACCACACUCACAGUGAGCAGCGGCCGCAGCCAUGGAGUCGCUGCGCGCCUCGUCCUCGAGCUACUUCCCGGAGGUGGACGACGAGCUGGGCCGCGACGCGGGCUCACCGUACGCCGGCCAGCAGGCGCUGCAGGCGGCGUCCUACUCGGACCAGGAGGCCCUGCCGCCGUCCUCCGUGGCCACGCUCAGCCCGGGCCCGCAGGAGACCUACCUGCGGGCCGGACACUACACGGUGGUGGCGGCGCGGCCCGGCGAGCUGGUACACCAGGACGGCGACAAGGAGGGCGAGGCGGCGUUCUGCGUGCAGGCGGUCGGCGCCUUCUCUGAGGCCGGCGCCGAGCUGGACAAGUCGGUGUCCCACGAGCUGCAGUUUAUCGGCGCCGGCACGGAGCUGGCCGGCGGCGCGUACCAGCUCAGCGCCGCCGGCGACGUCUACAAGCUGGUGGUGCGCGAGUCGAAGCCGGGCGACGUGUCGGCGGAGCAGCUGGCCGUCCACUACGGGCACCCGCUGCUGGCCGAGCCGCUGCUCCCGGUGGCGGCGGCCGUCACCGACCACCACGUGCCGCCGCCGCAGCCCGACCAGGUGGACAAGAAGGUGGCGCUGUCCGUGCCGGAGGCACAGCCGUCCCAGCAGCUGGCGCCGCCGCCGCCGCCGCCCCACUGCCUCAUCUGCGACAUGCGUCUGGCCAACCACCCGGUGCUGGACAUUUUCAGCAACACCACCCACCAGACGAGCACCACGUACGCCAUCAAGCUGCGCCAGGUGACGGGCCACCGGGCCAACUUCGCCUACCACUCGGACGUGCUCUGCGAGUCGUGCGCCUCGCUGCUCAACGUGGUCGACUCGUUCGAGGCCCGUCUGCGAGAGAUCAAAACCCGGCUGGACGACACGCGCGCAGAGGUGCAGAAUAAGUUCAUCCGCACGUGCGCACGAUAUGACGAGGCUCAGCUGACGGGACCUACUGAGCCAGAGGGGGAGAGUGAUAAGGUGCAGGGGAGAAAGAGAAAAGCAGAGGAGACGGCACCGCAGCCCAAGAAGAGAAAGUCGCGUAUCAAGACGGUCGCUGUUUUAAAAGACACAUCGUACAGGGCGAAGACUGCUGCUGCCUCUUCUUCCGCGGAGGACGUCGGGUCGGCGGCGGUUCGGCAGCGUCGGCCGGCCCGGCGCGCCGCCGAGCGAGUCAGGACGCUGGCCGAGGACGCCGACAACCCGGAGGGCGUCGACGACCCGGAGCCGGAGCCGGAGCAGGCCGCCGACCCCUCGUACGGCGAGCCGAGCGGCGAGGCCGACGGCAGCGGCCGGUCCUCCGACGACGCAGAGACGGACGCCGACGACGACGAGGACGACGAGCCCUCGGAGCGGCGCGUCCGGGUGGUGAACCGGUGUCCGCACUGCCACGCCGUGCGGGACAACAUGCACGCGUUCCGCGCCCACCUGGCCUCGCACGCCGAGCUGACGGCCGACGCCGUGGCCGAGCACCUCACUCAGAAGGCCAACGAGAGGCUCGCCUACGCGUGCAGCAGGUGCUCGACCACGUUCUCGGCGUACCGGGAGCAGCAGCGGCACGUGCGCUGCCGACACCCGCGGCUGGGCCGCUGUCCGGUCUGUCUGACAGAGGUGGAGGAGACGGGCGGCCUGAUGCAGCGCCACCUGGCCUCGCACGCGGCGCCGGCGCGCUGCUCCUUCUGCUCGGAGCAGACCGACUCGGUGACGGCGCUGUGCCGACACACGGAGCAGCAGCACCCGCUGGCGCUGCACAGCCUCUACUGCGAGCUCUGCCGGGCGUUCGUGGACGAGGCCGCGAUGGCCGCGCACCUGCGCACCGACCACAGCUCCGUGCCCGAGCUGAGCGUCCAGUGCCGCCGCUGCGGCGAGGUGGUGCGCCGCAGCGCGCUGGUCGGCCAUAUGAAGGUGCACGAGCAGAGCCACCGGUGCGGCUACUGCGGCCGGGCCUUCCCCAGCGCCGCCGCGCUGGUCAUCCACGAGAGGACGCACACGGGCGAGCGGCCCUAUCGGUGCCAGGAGUGCCGCAAGUCGUACAUCUCCAAGGCCACCCUGGAGGCGCACGUGAGCGCGUUCCACCGCUCCAACCAGUACGAGUGUGACCAGUGCUCGCGGAGUUACACGAGCGCCGCCCGGCUGAGGCGACACCAACUAAUGCACAGCGACACCAAACCGUUCAUCUGCCAGGUGUGCAAGAAGGGCUUCAACCUGGAGAACCACCUCAACAUGCACGUGCGCGCCAUCCACCUGGGCGAGACACCGUACGAGUGCCACGUGUGCCACAAGCGCUUCCCGUACAAAUCAUCACUCAAGAAUCACGUGCACGUGCAUACGGGCGACAAGUCGCACUGCUGUCCCACGUGCGGCAAGCGCUUCAGCACGGCCAAGAUCCUGCGCUCGCACUCGUUCACCCACCGCGCCGAGAAACCGUACAAGUGUGACUACCGGCCCUGCGACGCCAGUUUCUCCCGAAAGGACCUGCUGGCGCGACACCGGCUCUCGAGCCACGGCAUCGCGCCCGAGGUGCGCUACAGCCGACUGCAGGGCCGGCCGGCCGCCCGGCAGCCGGCGCCGGCCCCUCCCGCACCGCCCCCGCCGCCGCCGCCCCCGCUACAGCCGUCUGUACACUACGUGCUGACCUACCAAGCGCCCCCGCGGCCCGCACAUCCGUCCUAAUGUCCGAGAGCAGUGAUACGGCUGUGUACCUGUGAGCUGUGGGCUCGAACCUGGCCGGGGCUCGAGUCUCGACAUGGGCGGAAAUUUCUAUACCUACUUGAGCCAUCUGUGCUGGCAUGUGAUUGCUGUUUUCGUCGUCAGCGGCUUGUGCGUAUCGUACAAGCUUACUGUUAUUGUACGUGAAGGUCGAGUGAGAACCCCAGAGGUGUUGGCGCCUAUGGGGUGAGUAUACGGGGUCAAACAUUCCAGGCAGCAUACAAUGGGCUGGGCAUAUUGCCGAUCUCGAGCGGGGACUGAAACGGUUGUUUUUUCCUCGCCCGCCAUGUUACAUUACCUAUAUGCUGACAGACAUUAGACAAUAAGUGUCUAUCGAUGAAAAUCGUGCUUCACUGGACACGACGUACCACGUGAUAUUUUUGGGUCUGCACAGUGCACCGGUAGUGUUUUUCGUUGUAGCAUCCACAUUCCACACCAGCUCCACUUCGCCAGUCGUAUAUUUGAAAAUCCCCAACCCCGUAACAACCACAUUCAUCAGCGAACCUUUGCCUUCUUCGCUCCGGCCUUGGUCUGCUGCGGCCGUUUCCGUUUCUUGUUUUUCUGCUGCUUCUUCUGUUUGUUUUUGGAGGGUUUCAGAGGUUCGAGCUUGUCGCCCUCGUCUUCUACCUCGUCGCUCUCGCUCUCUAACCUGUGAACCGAAUGGCGCGUCAGCAACUCGGGCUCCAGGAGCUCUGUCUCGCCUAGCACUGUACCUUAUCCGUCAUCUCACUGACAACCUCGACAGUCAGAAUUCAGAAUGAGUUUCUGAAACAGGCAUUGUAAUUGUAUGUUAUUUUACUAUGUUUUUCAUCAUUACAUUGCGUGUUAUGUAUUGGUUUUUGUACGUCUGCCAAGCAACGUUGCAAACAUGAUUCAUUGAUGUAAAAUGUUGUAUGUAGUCCGUCUGCUGACUGUUUUGCACGAAAAUCAAAUAAAAGCACUUAACAACA